CAAUGUAGUAUUUCCGUAUAGAUUAGUCCUUUGUGCUCACAUGCCAUCUUUAUGCAGAUAGACUUAUAGCACGAUAUUUGCUGCUCUUCACUUGCUUUCUAUCCGAGUGUGACUGCAGAAGAGCGUAGAUCCUAUCAACUGUCGUUGAAUUCUUAGGAAGCGCUUUAGAGGUUUGUUUAUGCAGCACUACUUUUGUGUACAUCCGAUAAUUUUUUACGAAGUAAGGAAUUAAUUGUGUUUUAUUUCUCGAAAUCAUCAGUUAACUUAAUUUCAUUGUCAAAACGACUUAAUAUCUGUUUAAUCCUAAACUAUUGGACAUGAUUGAUGCCGAAUGUCGAGAAUGGCUGGAGUAUUCCUUGGGUCUAUUUCUUCUGGAUGGCAGUGCUACGCCUUUCUCCUCGCUCCUGUGCUAGCCGCCAUCUUGAAUUUUAAUGUUAAUUUCUGAAAUGUUUUGUUUCCGACGAUAUUUUCGAUUACAGUGUCGUGCCAAUUCUGGAUUUUUUUGAAGGAUUAUCUAAUGUUCCUGCUUAUCCUGGAAUAAAUAUUUAGUGACAGCCCCUAGCUUCCAGUCUUCCCCACUCUGAGUGCUCCCCUCAACUCAGAGACUAAAUGCAACUGGACCAGGGGGCUUGUGGGUAUGAAGUGGCUGGGCCAAUCCAAGAGCAUGGUGUUGAAUGGCAGCAGGUACUCCACCAGUGAGCAGCAGCCCGUGAGCCAGAGCCAGACCCGUUCCCAGCAGCAGCUACACCCACAGAGGAGCUCUCUCCGACCAGGGACUGGCAGCAGGAGAUGUAGCCGCCGGUUCAGUGCGGCCAGCCUGGAGGCGGAGCGACGUUGUAUCCCGUCCUCUGGGAUGACCGCCAAGGAGCUGUGUGAGCACGAUGACCUCACCACCAGCCUCAUCCUCGACCCUUACCUGGGCUUCCAGACACACAAGAUGAACACCAGGUUUCGACCAAUCAAGGGAAGACAGGAAGAGCUGAAGGAGAUUAUUGAGCGGUUCAAGAAGCAUGACAACCUGGAGAAGGCUUUCAGAGCACUCACCUCUGGAGACUGGUCCAGACACCACUUCCUACACAAGUCUAAAGCCCAGGAGAAGCUCUUCAAACAGCAUGUAUUUGUGUAUCUCCGGAUGUUUGCGACUGACAGUGGGUUGAUGUAUUCUCCGCUGUUAUCAGAACAGAACUCAGACAUAGAACCAGACCAGAGCAUCAGAGACCAGAUCAUCAGAGACCAGAUCAUCAGAGACCAGAGCAUCAGAGACCAGAGAAUCAGAGACCAAAGCAUCAGAGACCAGAUCAUCAGAGACCAGAGCAUCAGAGACCAGAGCAUCAGAGACCAGAGCAUCAGAGACCAGAGCAUCAGAGACCAGAGCAUCAGAGACCAGAGCAUCAGAGACCAGAUCAUUAGAGACCAGAGCAUCAGAGACCAUCUCAGCCAAUACAAUCUUCAGCAUCUCAACCAUCUCUGA
Molecule: messenger RNA, 1471 nt
Organism: Salvelinus namaycush (lake trout)
Lineage: Eukaryota; Metazoa; Chordata; Actinopteri; Salmoniformes; Salmonidae
Product: histone-lysine N-methyltransferase KMT5B-like
Exons: 6
Coding region: 638-1471 (277 amino acids)
Cellular component (GO): nucleus
Molecular function (GO): histone H4K20 methyltransferase activity
Source: RefSeq, a predicted model, not a curated record